AUGGUGUGCUCUUUCACCUCGUUUGGUUCAACUUUUCUUUCGAAGUGUUUUGGUGUGAGUUUUUCUUGCAUCCGUCAAAUUGGAAAGUACACUAAAUUUGUUUAUCCAUGGAUGAAUCGUCGAAAACCGUAUUGGGUUGAUCAGAAGGCCGAUCCUCGCUUGGAUGAAGACCUGUCUAUUACUAAUGCCAAGUUCAUUGCUGCUGAACGGCAGGAAGCCCUUUCAGAUAAGAUCUCUCCUAUAAACUUUACAACCGAAGCUUAUCGACCAUGGCUUCCAAUGCAGACACAGCGAUGUGGCUUGAUUGGAAUAAAGAUAGGCAUAUAUCCUAUGUGGACUAAGGCCGGGAAAAAAGUCGACUGUACAAUUGUGCAGGCACGUUUACGUGUAAUAUAUCAUAUCCCCGAUAACCAUGCACUCCGAUACGUUCCGCCCGACGAUCUUGAUCGUUACCUCAGUCUUAAGGAUCCUCGUGGAUAUUGGCUCACAAACAGACAUGUUCCGUCGUGGGUUAAUCAGAAGCGCUGGGGACUGCAGAUUGUCGGUGCAAUGUCUGCCGAUCCAAUCGAAUUCACGCCUGAAUGGUGCGGCCUCUUCACAUCCGCCGGCGUCGCUCCCAAGCGCAAAAUCACGCGUUUCCUCGUCAGCCCUGAUGCCGCCCUAGAACCAGGAACUCCGAUCACAAUAAACCACUUCCGAGUUGGUGAUUACAUCGACGUCACAGCCAGAACUAUCAACCGAGGCUUCCAGGGCGUCAUCGAGCGCUGGGGCAUGAGCGGUGGGCCGGCGGCGCACGGCAGCACCAAGUUCCAUCGCAGACUCGGCAGUCUCGCCGGUGGCGGGAGAAAGGUGGUUCGGGGCAAGCGAAUGGCCGGCGUGAUGGGCAAUCGCUAUCGCUCCUUGCGUGGACUUCAGAUUCUUCGAAUAAACCCACGAUUGAACCUGAUCUACCUCUCCGGUCCGACGCCCGGACCGGUGCACUCCUUCUGCCUGCUCCACGACUCCUGGCUGAUUAACCGGGUGCACGAGCGCAACGAGAACCCCCCACCCAAUCCGACGUGGUUCCCUGACGACGUGAGUGCUGCCGACGACAACGCAGACCCCGCCGACGCCACCGACAUCUUUGAUGAGUUCGCGGACGACAUCUAUCAUGAGUCGAUUCAUCGCUCUGACGAGGCGAGUAUAACGUUCUUAGAGGAGAAGUAG
Molecule: messenger RNA, 1206 nt
Organism: Mesocestoides corti
Lineage: Eukaryota; Metazoa; Platyhelminthes; Cestoda; Cyclophyllidea; Mesocestoididae
Source: the annotation of a GenBank genome assembly